AGUCGAUUCCAACUCAUAACGACCCUGUAGGACAGAGUAGAACUGCCCCUUAGGGUUUCUGAGGAGUGGCUGGUAGAUUGGAACUGCUGGCCUUUAGGUUGGCAGCUGAGCUCUGACCCGCUGCGCUACCAAGAUUCCAACAAACCUGGUGUGAUGAUAAGAUUUGCUGCUAAUGGGGCAGUAUUAAUCAUCCUGUAAGCAAGACCUUGGAGUUCCUGCUCUGUGAGCCAUGGACGCUUGUAAUUCAAAUGCAGGCUUCCCCUCAGGAGUAAAAAUGCACUGGGACCAGUGAUCUUCCUGGGCAUCUUACUGUCCUAGAGGAGCCACACCUCGAGUGCAUCCCUGUAGAAACCCCGGCCCCAAACCUGACUUCCCCUUCUUGAACAUCGGCCAGGAUGUGAGCUGGUUGAGGGAAACCUGAGUCUGUAUGUUAAUACUGAGCAAGCCGGGGAGGAGAGACCACCGUGGGAGGGGUGGGAAGGUCAGCGCCGGGGCGUCUUACCAGGGCACACCUGCAGCCCCAGCUCUGUACAGGGCUGUAGUGGCUGACCACCACUCCUCAUCCCGGCCCUGAGGAGGGGACCGCACCACAGUUCCCAUCUUUCUGGGGAAGAAACAGUCUCAAGAGGUUAGGGUCACACAGCUAGUGAGAGACAAGCCAGAACAGGUUUCAAAAGGCCUUCUGAGAUCCAGCUUGUGGGCCUAGGUGGUGGGACUGCCACUUCCUAUCAAAUCCACAUCAGCAGAGAAGCAGGCCAUGGUGGUCAUUAGACCUCCAGUCUCCGGGUGACCGGGACAGAGCUCCUGCACAGAGGGACGGUAACGACCACCCAUCUGUCCGAGGUCAUUUUCUGAAUACCAGGCAGAUCCAUCCCACAGGCUUCCUUCUGACUUGAAAGCCAGACCCUUUCCUCAGGCUCAGCCAGAGUGCCCUACACAGAUACAGAACCAGCCUCUCCAGGAUCCCUGUUCCCUCAUUCUGCCUUUAUUGUGGGCCCUCGGCCUCCAUCUGCCAUUUUCCCUCCUAAAUCCAGUUUAUUUCCUCAAAAGCCAGUUUAGCUGGAUUGAGCGGUCUGGUCCAUCAAACACGCUGAGCCUUGAGAGUCCACCGCACCCUGAGGCUGAGUAAGAACUGAGGGGAAGCAUGCUGCGAGAGAAAAGCAGACGGUCCAAAUGGGAAGCCCUCUUCCCUGGGAACAGUGGUCUGGCACUGUGUGAGGCCAGCUGCACAGUGAAGUGGACAAGGCCUUCGAAAAAGGGCGGUGUGGUCGUUCUCCAGUGGGCAUUGGGUGACAGGAGGACCUGGCAUGGAGAACUCUGAGAGCUUGUGAGAACAGGGCUGCCCAAGCCACUGGGGAUGACAGCCACCAGGAAUGUGAGUGGGUGACAUAGGGAAAUGCAUGGACCUGAAAGGACCUGGGCACUCAGCUGAGGUCGGACGAACCCUGGACUGGAGGAGGAGGUCUGGGGAGAGAGUAGUGAUCCGCCUCCUGGCCUGAGCAGCCGCCAUCGGGGAUUUAUGUGCAAUCACACACACCCGUCUGUGUGUGCACACGAUGUGUGUAUCUGCAAGAAUGCUCACCAGAAUGGUACCACCUGACUCGUAGGAUUUUCCCCUUUGUUCUCAGUACAUUUUAAACUUAACAUUAUGUACAUUGGUCAGGUAUUUAUAAAGAGAAAUAAAAACAAGAGGAAUGAAUGCCAGAGAAACAAACUAGAAAUCCUCAAACCCUCUCUAACAAACAAAAACUCUCAAACCAUGAAUAAACUAGUGGUCAUGGUGUCCAAAUUCCAGGUCCGGUUCUGAGGUGCACGUCGCUAGUGAGGUUUUCGGCCUCCGCUAAAGAGUGGGUGGAAGUUUGCUGUGACUCCGCAGCUUGCCGACGCAGCAAACUUCCUCAUGUGAGUGUCUCCACCAGCCUGGAACCCACAAGUGUUUGUUUGCAAGUCUGAGAUGCAGUUAUCCAAGGACGGCAAACACAGGAGGCCGAGGAGCGAGGGAGUUCUCAAGCCAACGAGAAAAGUGGCACUGGGGACUUCAAAGCCUAGCACCUCCCGGGGCGUGCGAUGUGGCCACUGCGGAGCCGGUGAGCACACUUCAGGGCUGGGUGAGAAAUGGUGGGACUCUCAGCACCCAACCUCACCCCCCACCCCGUGACUGCUCAUAAAAGCCCCCUCAGGCCCUGCUCUGUAAGGAGGGGAGACAGGGACGAAGCAGGGGCAGGGGGGGCAGGGUCCCUCUGGUCAGUUUGGGCCAUGCACGCUGCCUCCAUCUUCCGUCCGACUCUGCUGCUCUGCUGGCUGGCUGCCCCCCAGCCCGCACACCCCGAGAUCCUUUUCCACAGCCGGGACCACUCGGACCUGGAGCCAUCCUUCCUGCGUCAGGCCCAGCCCAUCGCCAACCCCCGCACCGCUCAGCGCUUCCUGGCCAAGUACGGCUGGAUUGCGGUCCCCCGACCCGGAGACCCAGGGCCCAGCGCCUUCGCCGAAGCCAUGCGUGCCUUCCAGAGCGCCAACCAGCUGCCAGCCACCGGGGUGCUGGAUGUGGCCACGCUGCGGGCCAUGAACAGACCGCGUUGCGGCGUCCCUGACCACCGGGGAACCCCCGACCCCCGCGGCACCUCGGAUCUCCAAACCAUCCCCAAGCCCCGCAGUGGUCCUGAUCCCCAAGGUGCCUUCGACCCCCGUGGAGCCCUUGAUCUCCGCGGCGCCCCCGGCCCCCAGAGUGACCCCCAUCCCCGCAGCGCACAGACCCCGCCGGCCCGGGCCCGAGCUAAGCGCUUCCUGCAGCUGCUCCGCCCCCUGCUCGGCUGGGAGGAGGCCUCCAGGGACAGCGGUGCCACCAGGGCCUUCUCCAAAAGGAUCCUCAAGUGGAGGCUUGUGGGGGAGGGGUACAGCAGCCAGCUGCCCGCAGACGAACAGAGGUACAUCUUCAGACUGGCCUUCCGGAUGUGGAGUGAGGUGACGCCGCUGGCCUUCCAGGAGGACCUGACCGGCCCCGCUGCCCAGGUUGACGUCAAGCUGGGCUUUGGAAGAGGUCGCCACCUGGGGUGUCCGCGGGUUUUCGAUGGGAGCGGGCAGGAGUUUGCCCACGCCUGGCGCCUAGGCGAUGUUCACUUUGAUGACGAUGAGCACUUCACGCCUCCCACCAGUGACACCGGCAUCAGCCUUCUCAAAGUGGCCGUCCAUGAAAUUGGCCAUGUCCUGGGCUUGCCUCACACCUACAGGACAGGAUCAGUAAUGCAGCCGAAUUAUAUUCCCCAGGAGCCUGCAUUUGAGCUGGACUGGUCAGACAGAAAGGCCAUUCAAAAGCUAUAUGGUACCUGUGAAGGCUCAUUCGAUACUGCGUUUGACUGGAUUCGCAAAGAGAGAAACCAAUACGGAGAACUGUUGGUGAGGUUUAGCACGUAUUUUUUCCGCAACAGCUGGUACUGGCUUUAUGAAAAUCGAAACAACAGGACACGCUAUGGGGAUCCUAUCCACAUCCUCAUGGGCUGGCACGGGAUCCCAGCGCAGAACAUCGAUGCUUUUGUCCACAUCUGGACGUGGAGAAGAGAUGAACGCUAUUUUUUUAAAGGAAAUCAGUACUGGCGGUAUGACAGUGACAAGGAUCAGGCCCACACAGAAGAUGAACAAGGAGACCGCUACCCCAAAUUGAUUUCAGAAGGGUUUCCUGGAAUCCCAAGUCCCCUGGACACUGCCUUUUAUGACCGACGGAAGCGACUGAUUUACUUCUUCAAGGGGUCCUUGGUGUUUGCAUUUGAUGUCAACAGAAAUCAAGUACUUAAUUCUUAUCCAAAGAAGAUUAUUGACGUUUUCCCGGCAACAGCUUCACAAAACCAUCCUUUCAGAAACAUAGAUUCAGCUUAUUACUCAUACGCACACAACUCUGUUUUCCUUUUCAAAGGCAACGUGUACUGGAAAGUAGUUAAUGACAGGGACAAACAGCACAACUCUUGGCUGCCUUCUAACGGAUUAUUUCCCAAAGAGUCGAUCUCAGGGAAGUGGUUUGACAUCUGCGAUGUCCACACGUCCACGCUAGGCAUGUAAAGAGAGCGAGAGGAAGAUGGAGACAGUCACAGGGUUUCUCUUUUACACAGAAAACCAACCAGCUUUUUAGUGACUGAAGUGAACACGGUUCCCUAAGUUAAAACCCAAGAGAAAAAGCAUUCUUUAGAAUUUUAAAAUACUUUAUUUAAAAAACCAAUUUUUCAGUCAAAAAAUAACUUACAAAAUAAUUCUACUGACUUUUUAGGAGAGGUAAAACAAAAGCCUCCUGAGGAGCUCUGCCCUGCCUCCCCCCCCCCCACUUUGGGGCUCCGUGGCCGUGGUCCCAAUGCUGCCCCCUCCCCAGUUUCAGGAGUAGGUAGGGGGACAGACAUAGCCAGGGGGUGCAACCAGGGAAGGAGAGGUCACCCCCUAGGCGCAUGGAAAAAUUUUACUGAGCUCAGCAUUUCAGGAUUCAGUGGGCAAGUGGACAGAACCCAGAGGAACUACACUCCCAAGUCCCUGUCACGACAAUUCUUUUCCUCCCAGCUGACUGUACAAAAGGUGCUCUCUGUCUUGGUCUCCCCAGCUGCGUCAGAGAGGCAGGGGAGACGACUGGGCCCUUCCUAGUUAAAGACACUAAAAUCGCUAGUGUGUCCUGACCAAAGUCAAACCCCGUGAACGUCGCCUCCUCACUGGAGCCCGCUGGGUCCACUCCGUGUCUCGUGGUGUUUGCACACAGGCUGUGUCCCCUUUCUGGCCCACUACGCUUCGUUUCCUGUCCUUCCUCCUGCAGAGCAGCAGACGCGCCACGUGACAACUUCUUUACGCCUUGAAAGCUAAACCACCAAAACCAGACCCUCGAGCUAGCUGGACUGUUUAGUUUUGCUAGAUCGGCUCUAGCUAGCGUUAGAUCAGUAGAUCUAGGCUAGGGUUACGUGCCUUUAAUCUUUACACAAUCUGGCUAUCGCAUCUUAACACAAGCGAAAAUCAACAAGAAAAGCAAUGUUGUGUAAUGAUGGGGGCAGAAUCUGGGUGAUGACGUUAACAGAGCUUCAGUAGUCUCCACAAUCAAGCCACACUCUAUUUUCUUCUAAAGGAACAGCUAAAAUGGGGCACUCUAAGAAGCUUUACUUAAAAAGGACCGUCAUAUUCUUUGCAGAAACACUUUCAUGUUAGUGCUCUGACAAGGGCAGUUCACUAGCAGUUAUAUUUUCUAGCUUAAAAACAAACCUGCCCCUUGACUGAAAGGCAGUUCAGCUAGAGAGAGGCUAGGAGACAGACACCCUGGCAUCCCAACUCCAGCUCACUCCCACCGAAGCAGGAAGAUUCUUUCUGAAUUAAUGAAGCCAAGAGGUGGAACCAGUGGCAAAUGGCUGGUUAUUGUCCGUGUGCCUGCUGCUGGGGAAGCAGCAGGACCCCAGCCCUGACACCAGAUGCGACUGGCUGCACAACCACUUACAAUGACUCAUUUUUGCAAAUGGAUACAACUCUGUCCCAAGGCCAGUGCGACUAAGCAAACAACAGGGAGGGGGACAAAUGGCAAGGACAGAUCUGCCAAGUGAUGGCAGAUGCUAACUCGGUGUCAGUGAAAACACCUGAGUGAUCUCUGUAAGACAGACAGCAGCAUGCACAACUAGCGCGGCUGAAAACCAAGUUUAUCCCAGACUGUUUCCACUACAGCUCUGGUUCCUUCAAGGAAGCACAGCUGGCGAGGGGAGGGCCGACAGCGAGGAGAGGCCGCAGGCAGACGGAAGGGAGCCCCAGCGCGCCAGCCUGCAUGCAGGUCCACAGCACACCUGAAAGCAGUGUAAGCCCUUGCCUACCCAGGUUCGUGCACAUAAACCAUCAACCCUGAUAAAGCAGAAGAGAUUUGAUUUAUACGUACCUCAUCUUUCCUAAUGAAGACAGGGCAAAAGAAGCCUGUACACUGCAGAGAGCAGAGCACAUCUACACGCAGCUGGACAGGCACACGGCUGCAGUGCGCGUGUCUACACACAGCUGGGCAGGCACACGGCUGCACUGAGCAUGUCCACACGCAGCUGGACAAAUGCCACGUGGCUACAGUGAGCACGUCUACACACAGCUUUACAGGGACAUGGCUGCAGUGAGCAGGUCUACAUGCAGCUGGACAGGCACACAGCUGCAGUCAGCACGUCUACACGCAGCUGGGCAGGCACACAGCUGCACUGAGCAUGUCUACACGCAGCUGGACAAAUGCCACGUGGCUACAGUGAGCACGUCUACACACAGCUUUACAGGGACAUGGCUGCAGCAAGCACAUCUACACACAGUUUAACAGGCACAUGGCUGCAGUGAGCACGUCUACACGCAGCUGGACAGGCACACAGCUGCAGUCAGCACGUCUACACGCAGCUGGGCAGGCACACAGCUGCAGUCAGCACGUCUACACGCAGCUGGGCAGGCACACAGCUGCAGUCAGCACGUCUACACGCAGCUGGGCAGGCACACAGCUGCACUGAGCAUGUCUACAUGCAGCUGGACAAAUGCCAUGUGGCUACAGUGAGCACGUCUACACACAGCUUUACAGGGACAUGGCUGCAGUGAGCAGGUCUACACGCAGCUGGACAGG
This is a messenger RNA of Loxodonta africana (African savanna elephant), 6580 nucleotides long. It is a transcript of the gene MMP21, whose product is annotated as matrix metallopeptidase 21. The coding region runs from base 2116 to 4050 and encodes 644 amino acids. Gene Ontology annotation, cellular component: extracellular matrix. Gene Ontology annotation, biological process: collagen catabolic process; proteolysis; extracellular matrix organization. The record is from RefSeq and is a predicted model, not a curated record. The transcript has 7 exons. Gene Ontology annotation, molecular function: metalloendopeptidase activity; zinc ion binding. Lineage: Eukaryota; Metazoa; Chordata; Mammalia; Proboscidea; Elephantidae.